This is a messenger RNA of Plasmodium gallinaceum, 1935 nucleotides long. RefSeq names its product conserved Plasmodium protein, unknown function. Lineage: Eukaryota; Apicomplexa; Aconoidasida; Haemosporida; Plasmodiidae. Gene Ontology annotation, biological process: regulation of transcription by RNA polymerase II. The record is from RefSeq and is a predicted model, not a curated record. Gene Ontology annotation, cellular component: piccolo histone acetyltransferase complex. Bases 1 to 1935 code for a protein of 644 amino acids. The transcript has a single exon.
AUGACAAAAGGGUUAAAUAAUCAACAAAAAAAUUUGAAAUGUAAGCCAAUAGAUAUAAAUAAAAAACUGCUAGUAAUUAAGUCAGGUGAAGAUUUAAAAAAGUUAACAAAAAAAGAUAAUCCAUCUAAUGAAGAUAUUGCACAAUUAAAAUCAUUAUUAGAAAAUAAUGAAACAAAAAUAGAAAAAAAAAAAAAGAAUAUUGUGAUACCAAGAUUUAAAAUAUGUGAUGAUGAUAAUUAUAGACUGAGUAAAUUUGAAAAACCAUCUCAUUAUAUUAGAUAUGAAUUAUAUAGAGAUCAAGUAACUGGAAUAAAAUUAAGUGAUGGUACGAUAAUUCAUUACGAUUUAUUGAAAGAAGAUGAAAUAUUUUUACAAAACUUAAAUUCUUAUUUAAAUAUUGAGGUAAAUGAUGAAGAUUUUAGUAAAUUAAUUGAUAAGUUUGAAAAAUUAACAGGGAAAUCAGAUAAUAAAGAAGAAAUAAAUUUUAAAGAUGCUUUAAAAGUAGCAAGCGAAUUAAAAAUAACAUAUAAAAGUAAUGUUAUAAAAGAUAUCUAUUCGUAUUGGAAAAAUAAAAGAAAAAAAUUAGGGAGACCAUUACUCCGAAUGUUCUGGAAUAAUUCUCAGAAUAGUUUGCCACACUAUUCUGUUUUUAGACCUAGAGUAAAAGAAAAAAUGACAUUAAGAAAACAUAAGAAAAAGAAUUUUGAUGUUAUAAUAAAGAUGCAUAAACUUAUUGAUGAUUUUAAAAAGUUAGAUAAAAUUUUAAGAAAAAUUAAACAAAGAGAUGAGAAAAAAUUGUUAUUGUUGCAAUUAAAUGCCAUUUUAUUUGAUCAGAGAAAAAAUGAAAUCAAAGAUAAAACAUAUAUUUGUCCUAUGUGGAAUUAUUUCAAAGAUUAUAAGAUAGAAAAGAUUUAUAAAAAAUUUAAAAAAGAUAAAUUUUAUAAAAAUUUAUACAAUAAUAUUAAUAGCAAUUCUUUGCAUAAUAAAAAAAUAAAUAAAAAAUUAAAGAAUUACGGAAAAAAUGAACAAAUGAAUAUUCUUAAGGUUAACCCCAAUGAAUAUAAAAAUAUAGUUUUAAUUAAAAGAAGAGGAAGAAGUAAUAGAAUGUGGAUAGAUAGAAAAUAUGUUGAUGAUAUAAAUAAUAAUGAUAUAAAUUAUUGUGAUUUAUCCUAUACUUUUAAUGAUUUUGUAGAAGCUUCAUUAAAUUUAAAAAAAAAUUAUGAAGACGAUGUAUAUAAUUAUAUUUCAGGUAAUAAUGUACCCUUAAAAUUAAAUGUAAAUAAAGAAAAAAUAAAAAAUGCCGAUUCUCAUAUAUUUAAUAAUAAUGAAGAUGGUUUUUUUGAUGAAAAUAAUACACAGUCAUUAAAGAUGCAAUUAUUAGAUCAGUCAUUUAAUUAUAAGAGUAUUUAUGAAGAUAAUAAAAAAAGUAAUAUAAAUGAUGAUAUUAAUAAAAAUGAUACAAAAUCUUCUAAUUUUUUAUUUUUUAAAAUGGAUGAACAAUUUAAUAAUAAAAAUGAUACCAAAAAUAAUAUAAUAGAUAUGGAUAAAUUUACCAAAACGUUGGAAGACAAGAAAAAUGAAGGAAGUUUUUUGAGCAAUGAAAAAGUAAAUAUAAUAAAUAAUUCUGAAUUAAUUAAUAGAAAUAAAAAUUGUGAAUUCAUAAAUUAUACUAAUCAACAAAACAACAAAACAAUUUUUCAUUUUGAAGAUAUUAUUGAUCCAUUAGUAAAUAAAGAUAAUUAUAUCUUUUGUUUAAGUAAAUACGUUUAUGUACAAAAAAGAAUAUUAUUUUAUUUAGAAAAUUUAUUGAAUUUUGAUAAUUUUAAUUUUAAAAGUAAAAAAAAAGAUAAUAAUUUAAAUUUUCCUCAAAAUUAUAAUAAAAACAAUACAACACAAAAAACUGCAAACAAUAAAAAUACCAAAGACGUGAAGUAA